CACUUGGUCCCGCUGGGUUUGGGUUUAUGCUGUGGGGUCACACCUGAACUAACUUGUAUUGGGGGCCACCAUGUCUCAGCAGGAUAUGGAUAUGGGCCAGGCAGUUUAAUGAUUAACAUGAGGAAAUUGGCGCACUGGAAUCCCAGACCAUAAUGAUUCCUUAUAAGGGAUGUAACUGACGAUGACAGAAUAAAGCGCAGUGUAGUAGUGCAAAGCUAAAAUAAAUCAGUAAAUCAUAAAUUCCACUAAUAUAUUUUUCACAGUGUGGUCAACAUAUUUUUACUACAAUUGUUUUUUUAGUUUAGUCCACGAGUGUACUGUAAUGAUCAAUUAUUAACUUGUUAUAUUCACUACACUAAUAAACUCUUAGGACUAGAGGGAGGAGUUAGAAGAUGUUCUCAAAGUACAUUUAGGUUUUUCCUCUGAGAGGAUCAAGGAAAUUGCACAUCGAGAUGGCGCUUAACUGGCCCGGCCUGCUGUCAAUCGGGGUGUUCUACCUCAUCGUCCUCGCGACAGGCGUCUGGGCGUCCAGGAAGUCCAAACGCGAGGAGAGGAAGUGCACUGGAAACCUUAGUGAGGUUGCCAUGGUUGGAGGGCGGAACCUCAACAUCUGGGUCAGCAUCUUCACUACCACAGCUACAUGGGUGGGAGGAGGUUUCAUCUUAGGCAAUGCUGAGGUGGUCUACGACCCUAAAAGAGGCCUGGCUUGGGCCAUCGCACCAAUAGGCUUCGUCCUUAGCCUGGUUGUAGGUGCGUUGUUCUUUGUGAAACCGGUCCGAGAGAAGAAUUACGUCACCAUAAUGGAUCCGUUCCAGGAGAAGUAUGGAAACACGUUAACUGCUAUUCUCUUUGUCCCAUCACUCCUUGCUGACAUCUUCUGGAUAGCCUGUGUGCUCGCUGCAUUGGGGGGAACGGUGAGUGUGAUCAUGGAUAUCCCAUCACCCUUGGCUGUGGCCCUGUCUGCUGCCGUGGCAGUUCUCUACACAUUACUGGGAGGGCUGUACUCGGUGGCCUACACUGAUGUCAUCCAGCUCAUCUUCAUGUUCCUCAGCCUGUGGUUCUGUGUGCCCUUCAUACUGAUGAGCCCCGCCUCAACAGACAUUACAGUCACAGCGGUGACAAAACUGUAUCAGGAGCCAUGGACCGGCAGGCUGAAGUUGGCAGAUGCAGGGCGCUGGCUGGAUGACCUGCUACUGGUGACUCUAGGUGGAAUCUGUUACCAGGCCUUCUACCAGAGAGUCCUGGCCACAGCCACUGUGGCUCAGGCUCAGUUCACAUGCUAUGCUGCCUCUGUCUUCUGCUUCAUCCUCGCCAUACCACCUCUUCUCAUUGGUGCUGUGGCAGCAUCCACAGAUUGGAACCAGACCAGUUUUGGUCUACCUACUCCCUACGAGCAGGGCAAGGCGGGUAUGAUUCUGCCCAUCUCCCUGCGCUACCUGUGUCCACCUUUCGUCUCUCUUGCUGGAAUCGGCGCCAUUGCUGCUGCCGUGAUGUCAUCUAUUGACUCGGCCCUGCUGUCUUCUGCGUCCCUUUUUGCCCGAAACAUCUACAAAAACAUUUUCAGCAAAAGGGCCUCUGAGAAACAAAUUCUACGGGUUGUAAAGGUGUCCAUCCUACUGUUUGGUUUCAUGGGGGCGGGCUUGGCAAUGACGACCUCCUCUGUGUAUGUCUUCUGGAUUCUCAGUGGAGAUGUGAUGUACACGGUAGUGUGUGCACAGUUGAUCUGCGUCCUCUUUCUACCUGAGAAGGUCAAUGGGUAUGGUGCCUUGGCUGGCCUUGUGGUAGGGUUACUGCUGCGGCUACUAGUGGGAGAGCCCCUGCUUGGUGUGCCUGGACUCAUGCCCCUUCCCUGGGACAGCCUACACGAGGACGGGCGUCUGCUGCAUGUCUUCCCAUUCCGCACCGGCAUCAUGUUGGUCUCUCUGGCCACCAUCCUGGUUGUGUCACGUUUCGCAACCUGCCUUUUCCUUAAAGGGCUACUGCCUGACAACUGGGAUGUAUAUGGACUUGGUCAAAAAAGGAGGAUUUUGAUGAAGGAUAUGGUAGCUAAGGAUCUGACUGAGAAGAUUGGAAUGAACACAAGGCAGAUGGACCCAUCUCCUCAUGCGAGCACAGAAGAUAUGAGGUCUUUACAAUGACUUGGGGUUCCAUCACGUAGAUAGUUACAGUGGGGCAAAAAAGUAUUUAGUCAGCCACCAAUUGUGCAAGUUCUCCCACUUAAAAAGAUGAGAGGCCUGUAAUUUUCAUCAUAGGUACACUUCAACUAUGACAGACAAAAUGAGAAAAAAAAUCCAGAAAAUCACAUUGUAGGAUUUUUUAUGAAUUUAUUUGCAAAUUAUGGUGGAAAAUAAGUAUUUGGUCACCUACAAACAAGCAAGAUUUCUGGCUCUCACAGACCUGUAACUUCUUCUUUAAGAGGCUCCUCUGUCUUCCACUCGUUACCUGUAUUAAUGGCACCUGUUUGAACUUGUUAUCAGUAUAAAAGACACCUGUCCACAACCUCAAACAGUCACACUCCAAACUCCACUAUGGCCAAGACCAAAGAGCUGUCAAAGGACACCAGAAACAAAAUUGUAGACCUGCACCAAACACAUGAAAAUCAUAUUUCAACCAGGCAGGUGUGCCACAAAAGUCAGAAAUAGCGAUAUAAUUAAUGCCUUACCUUUGAAGAUCUUCUUCUGUUGGCACUCCAAAAUGUCCCAGAAACAUCACAAAUAGUCCUUUUGUUCGAUAAUGUCCUUCUUUAUGUCCCAAAAAUGUCAAUGUAUUUGCCGCGUUUGAUUCAGAAAUACACCGGUUUCAACUCGCCCAACAUGCCUACAAAGUAUCUAAUGAGUUACCUGUAAACUUGGUCCAAACAUUUCAAACAAUGUUCCUAAUCCAACCUCAGGUACCCUAAAAUGUAAAUAAUCAAUCAAAUUUAAGACAGAAUAAACUGUUUCUAAUACCUGAUAAAAACAACGUGAAGCGUGCUCCAGUUCACACGCACCAAAACAGUAGAGUCCAUCUGGAGUGACUAUUUCUUAACUUUUCAAAAGAAAAACAUUGAACAAUUUCUAAAGACUGUUGACAUCUAGUGGAAGUCAUAAGAACUGCAGCUAGGUUCUUAAUAGAAAACAACUGGAAAAUCCUAUGACCUCAAUUUUGUUUUAUUCCCUGGAUGGUUUGUCCUUGGGGUUUCGCCUGCCAUAUCAGUUCUGUUAUACUCACAGACAGUAUUUUAACAGUUUUAGAAACUGUAGAGUGUUUUCUAUCCAAAUCUACUUUGGGCACGCUUUUCAUCCGGAGGUGAAAAUACUGCCCCAUACCCAAGAGAGGUUAAUUCAAUAAACAAUGUUACCUUUUCAAAGAAAUGUAGCUUGUGGAAAGUACUGUUUCCUUUUCUUGUUACUUGUUUGUCAUCUUCAUGUUUAUGGUACAUUUGUAUGAAUAUCCUUCAAAGUCUGUUUGUUUAGAAAUAAAUAAAAAUACAAGCUAAAUAACGAGUGAUCAAGCAUGAAUGACACCACCCUAGUUAGGUGGAAAAACAAGGUAAAACGGUGAACUGUCACUUUAAGAGUUUGUCUCCCAGACACAUAUUAACUCGGUUCUGGACUAAGUAGCAUUUUCAAUGGAGAUUCUUUGUGUGCACAUUCUGGAUCCUGAGUGUCUAUAAUAUCAUAUACACAGUGGUGUUAGCCCAGUUAGCUAUCCUAUUUCUGUCUAGACAGAUCAAUGAUUAUGGAGUGUGUUUGGGCUUUGGGAUAGGGCUUUUCCUCUGUGGCCUGUUUGAUGUGCCCACACACACAUACCUCUUCUUUGCUCUUUCCCUUACUUCUCUCCUCAGCCACAAUCCUUCUUGUGUCACGUUUGGCAGGCCCCCUUUUCCUUACUGGCUACUGCCCCAUAGAUGGGAUGUGUUAAUUAGGUCUGUCAGAAGGUGAUCUUUAACAGCUGUGGCUGCUAAGGAUCAGACUGAGGAGAAAGGACUGAAUACUGUCAAAGAAAAUCGAAGGCCUUUCUUCUGCCUGUAUCUCAUUUACAGUUUAAUUAAUUUGGUAUUAAUGAACUGAUCAUAUUAGUUGUCAAUUAAUCAAACCAUUAUUUAUUUAAAUGGUAUUCAAUUCAAUAAACAUGUUUAUGUUUUUGUUAGUUACUUCCACCUCAUCAAAAAUAAAAAAUAAAAAGCUUCAUGAAUGA
Oncorhynchus kisutch (coho salmon) is the source of this 4179-nucleotide messenger RNA. Its product is annotated as high-affinity choline transporter 1. Gene Ontology annotation, molecular function: choline:sodium symporter activity. The record is from RefSeq and is a predicted model, not a curated record. NCBI's taxonomy places the organism in Eukaryota, Metazoa, Chordata, Actinopteri, Salmoniformes, Salmonidae. Gene Ontology annotation, biological process: acetylcholine biosynthetic process; transmembrane transport; choline transport. Bases 453 to 2138 code for a protein of 561 amino acids. Gene Ontology annotation, cellular component: plasma membrane. The transcript is spliced from 9 exons.